Messenger RNA from Corythoichthys intestinalis (scribbled pipefish), 3131 nucleotides. It is a transcript of the gene tdp1, whose product is annotated as tyrosyl-DNA phosphodiesterase 1. The record is from RefSeq and is a predicted model, not a curated record. Gene Ontology annotation, biological process: DNA repair. Bases 551 to 2530 code for a protein of 659 amino acids. Gene Ontology annotation, molecular function: 3'-tyrosyl-DNA phosphodiesterase activity; single-stranded DNA binding; double-stranded DNA binding. NCBI's taxonomy places the organism in Eukaryota, Metazoa, Chordata, Actinopteri, Syngnathiformes, Syngnathidae. Gene Ontology annotation, cellular component: nucleus. The transcript has 16 exons.
AUUUCCCGAAUAUAACGCGCACUUUUUUUCCCCAAAAUCAACUUGUAAACUCAUGGUGCGCAUUAUAAACGGGUACAUGGAUGGAGACAGAAAUAUAUAUGUAUUACAUAUAUAUAUAUAAACCGAUUUUUUUUCAUUGACACGGCCACGUUGUGUUGAAGAAACGUAUGCGGCGACGGCGACCCGUUGCCGACCAUCACGGUACGUGACGUCACCAUUUUGUUUCGGUAAUACUUCACUCUAAUCGGCCGAAUGAUUUCGUCUGUGUUAAAUUCUGCUUUUUUCACUCUUCAUAAAGCACAGAAUUUAGUUUCUUGAACUCAUUUGAGUCGACGUUUAUUGCAGCUCCGCAAUUCAGACCAUAACAAAUGUAAGGACACACACUUCCUGUGUCCGUCAACUAUAUCGGUCCCUCGUGAAACUCAAACCCAAAUGACAAUAGUUCCUUUGGUUACUGUCGUGUUGACAGUGAUGAGCUCUCACGGAUUUCCGACUUACGUUCUGACUUUCAUUUUACCGUAUCAAUCCAUGGAAGAAACAUUUAUUCAUCAUGAGGAAACGAGCAAGUUAUACACCAGCCUUUAAAAGAAAAGUCACAUCCGUUUUGUUUUCUCCUAGAUUCUGUUUUGUGAUCGCAGGUAUGUCUCAAGACAGUCAACACGGCAAGUGGAGCGUCUCCAGCAGUGAUGAUGACGAUGAAGAUCUUCCUCCGUCGGGCACGCCGUCCAAACCCUCUCAAGCACCCACGUCCAAUCACAGCUCGCGCUCAUCCCCCGUCCCGAAAGUAGAAAAUGUUACAUUGGAGGUUACGCGCUCUUCCCCUGUACCGAAAGUAGAAAAUGCUUCAUUGGAAGUUAAACCAGAACCAUGUCCGACACCUGCGCUUGUGGUCGGUUCUGAGGCCAGACAGCAGGCUGCGAAAAACCAGAUGAACCCUGUCAAGUAUGAGUCCUCUCCAUCUUUGGCCGGUAAGAGGAAGAUGGAUCCGGCAGAUGGCUCUGGCUGGGCGCUCUCUGACAGCGAUGAUGAUGAUGAUGAUAAUGCUAAGAAGAAAACUAACCCACCACCAACAAGGAAGGUUCCUAGUCCAAAACGCCAGAAGGUGGCGGGCGAACGCCCUCCCAGCCCUCAUGGGCGCGUCUACUAUAUCGACGAGCCCGACGACUUCUUUGAGUCCUCCGUUCCAUGUCUGGAUGACAUGUUUCGGUUUUACCUCAACAAGGUGACGGGCCUGGACAGAAAAUACAACAGUGGCGCGUUGCAUAUCAGAGACAUCCUCUCACCAUUAUUUGGAACGCUAAAAGAGUCAGUUCAGUUUAACUACUGUUUUGACAUCGCUUGGAUGGUUCAGCAGUAUCCUCCAGAGUUCAGAGAUCGUCCCGUUCUGAUUGUCCACGGUGACAAGCGGGAGGCCAAGGCUCGGCUGUUGCAACAGGCUCAUUGCUUCCCUCACGUUCGCUUCUGCCAGGCCAAAUUAGACAUCGCUUUUGGAACGCACCACACAAAGAUGAUGCUGCUGUGGUAUGAGGAGGGAUUCCGAGUCAUCAUCCUAACUUCCAACAUGAUCCGAGCAGACUGGUAUCAGAAGACACAGGGGAUGUGGAUGAGUCCUCUGUUUCCAAGGUUGCCAAAAGGAAGCAGUGACACCUGUGGGGAGUCGCCUACAUUCUUCAAGCGAGAUCUGCUGGAAUAUUUGGCAUCCUACCGGGCACCUGAGCUGGAAGAGUGGAUCCAGCGGAUCAAAGAGCACGAUCUUUCGGAAACCAAAGUCUAUCUGGUUGGCUCCACUCCUGGCAGGUAUGUGGGUCCAGACAUGGAACGUUGGGGCCACCUGAGACUCAGGAAGUUGCUUUACGAGCACACCAGCUCCAUCCCUGACGAAGACCAAUGGCCAGUGGUAGGCCAAUUCUCCAGCAUCGGCUCAAUGGGGGUGGACAAAACCAAGUGGCUGGCGGGGGAAUUCCAGCGCACCUUGACCACACUUGGGAAAUCGUCUCUUCGGCCCAACCCUCCUAUUCACUUGUUGUAUCCAUCAGUGGAAGACGUCAGGACGAGUUUAGAAGGUUAUCCUGCCGGAGGUUCCCUUCCCUACAGCAUCCAGACAGCGCAAAAGCAACUUUGGCUGCACUCCUACUUUCACCGAUGGCAGGCUGAUGCAACCGGACGGACUCACGCCAUGCCCCACAUCAAGACAUACAUGAGGGUGUCACCCGAUUUCACUGAGCUGGCGUGGUUCCUCGUAACCAGUUCCAACCUGUCCAAAGCGGCAUGGGGAGCUCUGGAGAAGAACAACACACAAGUGAUGGUUCGAUCCUAUGAACUCGGCGUCCUCUACGUGCCAUCGGCCUUUAACAUGAAGACAUUUCCAAUACGGAAAAACCCGUUUCCCUUCUCGUCAUCAUCCUCUGGUUUCCCAGUGCCAUUUGAUUUACCUCCGACAUGCUACACACCUAAAGAUCAACCUUGGAUCUGGAACAUCGCAUACAGUCGGGCUCCAGAUACACAUGGCAAUGUUUGGGUUCCCACCUAAAUAAUAGACACUGAUUAGAUAGUGAACGCUACAGAACCUGUUUUCAGUUGGGGUGCAUUUUUAGCUCAGUGUCUUUUCUCACGCUGACGAAAAAUGAACCCCCUUUCUAUAUCUGGCUAGGAAGGUCACACAUCCAUGAAACUCACUCCACCAUUGCACAACAAAAAGCAUUUUUGCUGGCUGAAACAGAACCAAAAAAAGAACUUAAUUGAGUGAAUUCCAUGUGUAUGAGCAUAGCAGGAAGAGGGACAACAAUCAGAGCGAGUUUCAUGGAUAUGAGUAAGUGGGUCCUCCGUGGAUGUUCUUCUCCAGAUGUGAUAGGCUCAGGUGAAGAGCAGAGUAGAUGGCAUCCUUGGUGGACCGCUAUAGGCAAACUGGAGCCUCUCAAAGCACUUCAUCAUGUUGGGACUCCAUGUCACGGACCGAUAAUCAUUAAGUGAUGUGAUUUGAGAGUGAAACAUGACCGGACAGUAGCUUUUUUUUAAUGUGAUAUUUUCGGGCUUGUAACUGUCAGAUUUGUGUUGAUAUUAAUGCUAUUUUCAUAUUUUUGUACGGUAAACAAUAAAAAAAAAAAACUGUUAGCUUGUUACAUGACAUCAGC